AUAGUUCUUUGGUUAUGGUAAGACUUUUAUUAAUAAGCCCGAUGUGUGUGUUGUGACGCACUUCCUGCUGAGUGGAAGAGCGAGUAGAAGAUAGUCAUUCAUGGCGGGAGAGGUGUACCUGCUUUGGUUACUGCCGUUAUUACAGACGCUGGCGUCUUAUGGAGCGGAGCUCUCCUCUGAGGCCUGCAGGGAGAUGGGCUUCUCCAGCAAUCUCCUGUGCAGCUCCUGUGAUCUCCUGGGUCAGUUCAGCCUGGGCCAGUUAGACCUGCCCUGCAGGCAGUGCUGCCAAGAGGAGGCUCAGCUGGAGUCAAGGAAGCUCUAUCCAGGAGCCAUCCUUGAGGUCUGUGGAUGAAAAUUGGGGAGGUUCCCUCAAGUCCAAGCUUUUGUCAGGAGUGACAAGCCAAAGAUGUUCAGGGGUCUUCAGAUCAAGUAUGUGAGAGGCUCAGACCCUGUGCUAAAGCUGCUGGACGAUAACGGGAACAUUGCGGAGGAGCUCAGCAUCCUCAAGUGGAAUACAGACAGCGUUGAAGAAUUUCUUAGUGAGAAGUUAGAACGAAUUUAGACUCACAGUUUCAUAUUUGAAGUCCGAUUUUCAACUGAAUCAAAGGAAAGUACACACAUCAGUUUGUGGUUUGAGUUUAAGUGAUCAGGACAUACUGUUUUUUUUUUUGUUUUUU
This is a messenger RNA of Cyprinus carpio (common carp), 677 nucleotides long. Its product is annotated as selenoprotein F-like. The record is from RefSeq and is a predicted model, not a curated record. The transcript is spliced from 6 exons. NCBI's taxonomy places the organism in Eukaryota, Metazoa, Chordata, Actinopteri, Cypriniformes, Cyprinidae. Gene Ontology annotation, cellular component: endoplasmic reticulum lumen. Gene Ontology annotation, molecular function: oxidoreductase activity.